UUGUAUAAAGCGAGAGCGCGGCGUCGGGGCGGGAGGCUCGAGGCCAGCCCGGGACCGGGACCGGGAGCUGCAGACGGCAGCAGAGGAGGCGGUGAGCGCCCGCGCUCUGACGCCCCCAGGCGGCGGGGCUGAGCGAGCACGAGGAUGGCUCCCAGCGCUGCCCUGGGCGUGUUGAGGAUGUUACCGCUUCUGCUGCUGCUGUGGUUUCUGCCUCCGACUGAGGGGUCCCAGCGGGCCGAGCCCAUGUUUAUUGCAGUCACCAACUCGGUUCUGCCUCCCGACUACGACAGCAACCCCACUCAGCUCAACUAUGGUGUGGCAGUUACUGAUGUAGACCACGAUGGGGACUUCGAGAUCGUCGUGGCAGGGUACAAUGGCCCCAACCUGGUUCUGAAGUACGACAGAGCGAAGAAGCGGCUGGUGAACAUCGCUGUAGAUGAGCGCAGCUCACCCUACUAUGCUCUGCGGGACCGGCAAGGCAACGCCAUCGGGGUCACAGCCUGUGACAUUGAUGGGGAUGGCCGUGAGGAGAUCUACUUCCUCAACACCAACAACGCCUUCUCAGGAGUGGCCACAUAUACAGACAAAUUGUUCAAAUUCCGAAAUAACCGGUGGGAAGACAUCCUGAGUGACGAGGUCAACAUGGCCCGUGGUGUAGCCAGCCUCUUUGCAGGACGCUCCGUGGCCUGUGUGGACAGAACGGGCUCUGGACGCUACUCGAUCUACAUUGCCAAUUAUGCCUACGGUAAUGUGGGGCCUGAUGCCCUCAUUGAAAUGGACCCUGAGGCCAGUGACCCCUCUCGGGGCAUCCUGGCACUCAGAGAUGUGGCUGCUGAGGCUGGGGUCAGCAAAUAUACAGGGGGCCGAGGUGUCAGCGUGGGCCCCAUCCUCAGCAAUAGUGCCUCGGACAUCUUCUGUGACAAUGAGAAUGGACCCAACUUCCUGUUCCACAACCAGGGCAAUGGCACCUUCGUGGACGCUGCAGCCAGUGCCGGUGUAGAUGAUCCCCACCAGCAUGGGCGAGGUGUCGCCCUGGCCGACUUCAACCGUGAUGGAAAAGUGGACAUUGUGUAUGGCAACUGGAACGGCCCCCAUCGCCUCUACCUGCAGAUGAGUGCCCAGGGGAAGGUUCGCUUCCGGGACAUUGCCUCACCCAAGUUCGCCAUGCCCUCCCCUGUUCGCACUGUCAUUGCUGCCGACUUCGACAACGACCAGGAGCUGGAGAUCUUCUUCAACAACAUCGCCUAUCGCAGCUCCUCCGCCAACCGCCUUUUCCGCGUCAUCCGCAGGGAGCAUGGAGACCCCCUCAUCGAGGAGCUCAAUCCCGGUGAUGCACUGGAGCCUGAGGGCCGAGGCACAGGGGGCGUGGUGACCGACUUUGAUGGAGACGGGAUGCUGGACCUCAUCUUGUCUCAUGGAGAGUCCAUGGCUCAGCCGCUGUCUGUCUUCCGGGUGAAUCAGGGCUUCAGCAACAACUGGCUGCGAGUGGUGCCACGCACCCAGUUUGGAGCCUUUGCCAGGGGCGCCAAGGUUGUGCUCUACACCAAGAAGAGCGGGGCUCACCUGAGAAUCAUCGAUGGGGGCUCCGGGUACCUUUGUGAGAUGGAGCCCGUGGCACACUUUGGCCUGGGAAGAGACGAAGCCAGCAGUGUGGAGGUGACGUGGCCAGAUGGCAAGAUGGUGAGCCGGAGCGUGGCCAGCAGGGAGCUGAAUUCUGUGCUGCAGAUCCCCUACCCCCGGGAUGAGGACAAACUUCAGGACCCAGCCCCACUGGAGUGCGGCCAAGGAUUCUCCCAGCAGGAAAGGGGCCACUGUGUGGACACCGACGAGUGCAUCCAGUUCCCAUUCGUGUGCCCUCGAGACAAGCCCGUGUGUGUCAACACCUACGGAAGCUACAGGUGCAGGACCAACAAGAGGUGCAGUCGGGGCUACGAGCCCAAUGAGGACGGCACGGCCUGCGUGGACACCUGAGGAAAAACUCCUGUGGCCCUCCUUCAUUCCUUCUUUCCACCUAUCCUGAAAAUUUUGUCUUUAUUGGAAACUCUAAAAAUGACUCAGAUUUGAACCCCGUACCUGCACUUUGAAGUGGCCUUCAACCACAAAAUAAAGCCAAUAACAACAUCCUUGAGGGACAGUGGUGAGGCUCCCAUGAAAUAAAGCAUGUAAGGCACUCUUUCUUCCCAGGGACUGGUCUGAUAAAAUGCAGAGAUUAUUAUAAACUCUUCUCGGCCUUUUGACCUCCUGGUUUCACCUCCAGCAAGCCUGAUUUUACAACAAUCUAUAAGUCAUUAACUGGGGUGAUAUUAGACCUAGAAGAAUCCUUCCCAACAAGACACAUCCAUCACUCAGAGUUCGUUCGGGGACUGGGUGAACACAGCAUCUUCCCUUUGAAGAGUCCAGCUCUGUGGUUAGAGCUGUACCAGAAGCACAGGGCCAAUCUGUACCCAUCCAUCCAUCUGCCUCUCCAGGGUCUCCAGGGUCCAUCUCAAGCCAAGCAGCCUCAGACCCGUCAGGCAUCUCUCCACAGCCAUCUUCGCUAUAUCCAUCCACUUACCCAUCCAUCCAUUCAUCUAUCCACCCUUGGUACUUCACCCUCUGGAGCCCCAGGCCCAGACUUCUAGACAAAGCACGAAGUCCCAGAAGGAUUUACUGUCCCCUACUUAGGGAACCAGGCAGAGACUAUCAGAUAUUUGCUUCCUUUUCUCCUCGCCCAAGAAAUCAGAGCAGAGUCACAGGGACACCACCAGAGAUGAUACCGAGUCUGAUGCCCAGCACGGGGGAAAGCCUGUGGUCACUACUUUUACCCUUUGAGUUAUGCAGUGACCACUUCAGUUAAAUUGCAUCACUCAGUGACCGUGGCCAUCUGCCUCAGUCUGCAUUACCACUUCUCAGCAGCACUCUGCUCCUGGCUUGUGGAUUACAGGCUGUCCCCCCACUUCCUACCCAUGUGUGAUGGGCUGCACCGGCCGCUCACCUGCCAACGGUGAAGCCUUAUGGUAGGCACUCAGGUGGGGAGGAGGAGCUAGAAAUGUGUAAGACAAGACCUUUACUCAAAGAGCUUACCAAUUAGGGGCGAAAGAGGAAAGAGCCCUCUGCAUAUCCGCGGCCUUGUGAGCAGUGUGUAUCGUUUCCUCUUCCAGGGCCUUUCUCAACUCUGCUGUCAGGUGGUAGCUGGUCCCCAAUCACUUUUCCAUUACAGAAAUCGAUAAUGUGAAUUACUCCAAAAUAACGAGCACCUCUAUGCCUUUGCAAAACUAAUUUUUCUGUGUGUGCAUUUGCACAAGUUUCACCCUGGGUCUGGAAUCUGUCUUUAUGAAUCAAUGAAUGCCAUCUUGCAUCUGACUGUGACAUACUGUUGCAGAAUGAAGCAGGGUUUGGAAUCAGAGACUUAGGUUCAGGUCUUUGUUCUGACCCUUAUCAGCUGUGGGCCCUUGCCAAACUACCCGACAAUCUGGAACAUCAGUUUCUUCAUCUAGAAAAUCAGAUUUCAAAUAUAGCCACCCACCAGAGUGUUAGAGAACUAAAUGGAAUAAUAAUGUACAUCGAUGUUACUGGUGUAGAUUAGGGAAUCAGUGAACCCUUGGAUAAUUCUGCUCUGUACAAGAAUCUGAAACCUGCCAUGAAUCUGUAUCGUGAGGCCACUGUAUAAUAAGGUCCUAGUAUCGCUUCCACAUAACAAUAAUAUCUUACAGUGGAAAAACAGAUUAUCAUUUACAAACAGGCAACCCCAUAAUGCUCUCAUUUUACAAAUGACAAAGCAGAGAUUCAGGAAAGUUAAGGAAGUUAUGGAGUCCCUGGCUGGAGCAGCCCUCUGAUUCCCUUCCCUUGGAUUUCUGCCUCCUCCUCCUCCUCCUCCCCUCCUCCCUGACCCAAAACACA
Cavia porcellus (domestic guinea pig) is the source of this 3879-nucleotide messenger RNA. It is a transcript of the gene Crtac1, whose product is annotated as cartilage acidic protein 1. NCBI's taxonomy places the organism in Eukaryota, Metazoa, Chordata, Mammalia, Rodentia, Caviidae. Gene Ontology annotation, molecular function: calcium ion binding. The record is from RefSeq and is a predicted model, not a curated record. The transcript is spliced from 15 exons. Gene Ontology annotation, biological process: axonal fasciculation. The coding region runs from base 145 to 1971 and encodes 608 amino acids.